CAAAAUGAUUUUGAAUCAUCAAGAAAACCUAUUAUUCCAGAAAAAUACUAACCAACAAAUUUGGGUAAGGACUUAUUUAUUACACUUUAAAUAAAUAUAUUUUUUUAAUUUAGAACGAAUAUAGGAGUACUUGAAAGGUUACUACUUAUUCUGAUAAAGCAUUGUUUGAUUUAUGGAAGGUGAUAACAAGAUCUCAAGCAGGAAAACCUCCUCCAAAGAAACCAGCUAAGGAACCAGAAAAUGUUUAUUCCUUAAGUAUUUUUAAUAUUAGGAGCUAAUAAGAAAAUAAUUAGAACAUAAAAGAAAUUUACAUUUUUAUGCUUAAUCUCAAGAAAAGGAUAUUCAAGGGAUAAAAAGAUUGCCCUUACUCUCAUAUUUAUCUUGUUUUAGAUUUAGAGCCAACUGAUA
Paramecium pentaurelia is the source of this 408-nucleotide messenger RNA. Lineage: Eukaryota; Ciliophora; Oligohymenophorea; Peniculida; Parameciidae. The record is from the annotation of a GenBank genome assembly.